CAGAGUGUUUGCGGAAGUGAACGUCUUAUCUCGUUUUGGUCUCCCCCUUUUCUGUUAAAAUAAAUCAAAACUACAACAGAAGAUGACCCAGAUGCCCAGCCCCCCACCUGAAGAGUUGGUCAAACAAUGGGAAAGUGAGCAGAAGCGACUCAGGCAGCAGGUGGUGGAGGAAGACACUGAGGACUGGCAGAGGAGCCCAGACUUCUCCGGCCUGGAGCGGGUCGGUGGUGUGGACCUCUCCUUUAUCAAAGGGGAUGAAAUCAACGCCUGCGCCCAGCUCGUGGUGCUCAGUUACCCUGAUUUGAAGGUUCUGUAUGAAGACAGUCACAUGGUGACCCUGACGGCUCCCUAUGUCUCUGGCUUCCUGGCCUUCAGGGAAACCCCUUUCCUCCUGGAUGCGCUGCAGCGACUGAAGACCAGCCAGCCGACACUUAUGCCUCAGGUGGUGUUUGUGGAUGGGAAUGGUCUUUUCCACUACAGAGAGUUCGGCUUGGCUUGUCAUCUUGGGGUGCUGUCAGAUCUUCCCUGUGUGGGCGUGGCUAAGAAUCUGCUGCAGGUGCAGGGGGUGCUUAGAGACGAGGAGCACCAAUCACAAAUUGCUGCUCUGCAAAAAGGAGGAGACAGCUUCCCACUCACCGCCGCCUCGGGCAAAGUGCUCGGAAAGGCGCUGAGAAGCGGCGAUAAGAGCUCCAAGCCUGUGUACGUCUCCGUGGGUCACAAAAUCAGCCUGGGCACCGCCGUCCGCCUGACACACUCAUGCUGCCGCUACCGGGUACCUGAACCCAUCAGACAGGCUGACUUUCGCUCCAGAGAAUACCUACGGAUACACUUCCCAGCUACCGAUACAUGAAUUAGACACUCAGUUUCAGAUCAGCAAGCAUUCCUGAGUGAUGAAGGUGAAGGAAGCUGGACUUAUUUUCUUUCUUAAAAAUGUUUCACUUUUCAACCAAAUGGCUUCUGACAUGUUUGAGAAUAAACUGGCUUAUAAGUUUCAAUCUGAACAAUCUGAAGAACAAGUUUCCAGUUUCAAUCUGUCAUACAACCGCUAAGGUUAUUAUUGGGGCAGUUCUUACACCAUUCCUCACAACUGGGUUAGAAAAAAUGUUUUGCCUAAAAUGCUUUACAAAUUCAAUUGCAAAUAGUUUUACGAAUAACUUAAAGGGUUAAAAUGAAAUUUGAUCUUUAAUAAACCUGGAGUUACAGCUUCUUUUGUGUGAUGUCAGUCUGUUUUAUUUGCUUUAUUUGCUAAACCAAUCCCACUUUGUACAACAAAGACAAAAUAAUUUUACUAUAUGUAUUUCACUAGAAAAAAGUUUAAACUUCUUUGCAUUAAGCUUGUUCAGCUGUUCGAGUUGAUAUGUUUUCUGGUUACUCCCUCUUCUUUGGCUGUUCAUAAAACAAAGAAAUGCUUCUUGUUCAGUUUUAUUGUAAAAUCAAAGCUGGAGUCAGAACAGUACCAUUUUCCUCUGUUUAAGAAUCCCCACAGGCAUUUCCUCCAUCCUUCUGUUUCUUCUUCUUAUUAGACCUCAUUUCAAUAUUACUUCCUAUUUCACUCUCUUUUGCUCGCCAGUGUGACUGCAUUAGGAUUUAUUACCUCUUUGUAUAUAUUUAUCUCUCAGUUCUGUUUAGCUCCUCCUUCAUCUGGCACUCAGAUGAAAUUAUUUUGAUUGUUUUGUUGAGAUAUUAACAGAUGGAGUCAACUUUGGUAUUUUUUGCUACCAAACUUAUGUCUUGAUUUGGAGCUCCCUUGAAGUGUGAAUAUCUAGUGUGUUUCUCUUUAAAGGAGACAAACAUGGAGCCAUGUGUUGAUCCGUAGCUUAACAUCUGAAUAAAAUACAUUGAUAUUUGUGGUUGUCAUGUGACAAAAAGGAAAAGUAUUAAAGGCCAUAAAUACGUUUGGAAGACUCUGUUGCAUGUGUGUUUGUGUAUCUGUUUUGAGUGGAGAGAUGAUUCAAAGGGGAUACUCAACAAAAAGGUCAGGAACUGUGUAGUGGUGGCAGUGGUGAUUGUUGCUGCUUGCAUGCUGAUGUGCUGAAAGUGUCAAAGUAUGGAGUUAAAUAAAUGGUUGGAAAGCAAAAAAAAAAAAAGAAACACAACAAGAAGUGGAAGCAAGGGGUAAAGUUGACACCGCAACUUUGGAUGAUAAAAUAGUUUCUCACUUUUUCUUAUAUUCACUUUCUGUUGGAAGUCUGUCAUCUGUUUCCUGGAAAACAAACAAAUUGGAUGUCAAGGAGAAGAGAAUGGGGAUAUAAAAAGUGAAUCUUAUGUAUUUGCUCAGAUGGACGGCGAGAGCAACAGGGGCGAGGGGAAUAAAAGAAUGGCUUCUGCAGACAGAGGAAAGGACCCUCCCCUUUGUCUUUCUCCUUAUUUAUUCUCCCUCCUGUCUGUCUGACGCAGUGGAGGGGAAAUCGCAUACAUUUCAUCAUGCCCGGCCUCAUACAGAAAAACCUUCCCUCCCUCUGCCCAGAAUGCAGCCAUGUGCCUCUCAAGUGCUGAUAAAUUGCCGCCCCCUGCCUCAUUUUUCACCAUCUUCUCAUCAAACACACUGACAAAAAGCCCCUGCGCACUCCUCAACGAUAACAAGAACAAUCGCAGAGCCCCAGGAACGCGAGACAGGAUGAGAGAAAGGACAAAUGGGUUGGCAGAUCAGGAGAUUGUGUGGCAGAUAAAGAAAGGCAGCAGAAAAACUGCGUUUCAGUAUUUUUUUUUUUCUAAAGAAGAAAAAUAACUCUGAAGAGCAAAAGAUUUGUCUUGUUUUUCCACAUUUGAAAGCUUAAAAAAAAUGCUAUAUUUUAUUGGAUCAGAGUAAGAUCUGCAGUAGCUUCAGGUGGAUAUCUGCAAAGUUUUGGGUCCUGGUUGUUUCACCGUUUCCUGUGCUGCUCAACAGCUGAGAAUUUGAUGAGUAUCACUGCAGGAGAAUACCCACAAACAGCAGCUAAGCUACCUGCUGCAACAAUAUCAUAAUCUGCAGCAGCCAUGUGACUGAGAGGAGCUCACUGUGGGAGUCCUGUCAGGAUGAAGAGUCAUGAUAUUCAGCACACUGAUGUGUUCACUAGACUGCAGUAGAAAGGUUUGGGAUGACACAUCAUGUCUUCAUCUUUUUCUCAUUGCUCUCAUCAUACCUUGACCUUUGUUUUUUCAAUUAAGCUUUUCCUUAUAUCUUUUGUCCCCUGAUGCUUUUAAAGAUUACUCAAUUGAGGGUGAUGCAUUGCAAUAAACAAGUCUUGACUUAAAAAAAAAUAAAAUAAAAUUAUCAACAAGGACAAGAAAUGUUUACGUGACCCUUAAACAACUGCCUUUAUAGGGUGUGAUUGAUCCCAGCUGUGUCUUGUUUCCUUGAUUACUCCCCCUGUAUUUAAUCCCAGCUGUGUCUCGUUUCCUUGUGAGGUCCUCCUCUAUUCUGUUGUCGUUAAAAUUUUUGAGUACCGUUUACCAGUUGCUACCAGAUUCUGAGCUCCUUGCCUGGGCUGCCUGGAUUUUUGUACUCUUCAUCAUUAAAUCAUCAUUUCAUUCUACAAACCUGGGUCUACUGCGUCUACCUCACCACUUUACAACCCCCAAACAUGACAGAGUCACUGUUUAGUUCUGGGAAGGACUAAAAUACUACGUGACAAAUCAUAGAAAAUCAAACUUUGUUAAUAAAAUUCAGUUUUAAGUCCUGAUUUGAUUUUAAUGAAGUUUGAUUAAUGAAGGCUUUGGAUAAUUUAUCAACUUUUUGCAGGCAAGGGGUACAUAUUUGCUGAAAAACAGAACCUUUACGAACUAAUAUAAUAAAUGUAGAAGCUUCAAAAUAGAAUAUGAAGGUCGAGGUUUUUGGGUCAGAAUAAAAUAAUGUAAAUUUUAUCCUUUGGUCUUCAUAGUCAUUAUUUUAGCACACAAAACGUAAGUAGGAAAAAUAACAGUGUUACAGCUGUGCAACUAACUAUUAUAGCUAUUUAUCAUUUUGGAUUUUUUUUUAGUUAUAUUACAGCUUCUUUAAGCUGUAAUAUACUUUGUAGAGCUCUUUCAUUGACUUUAUUAACACUAAAUAGGUUGGGAUUUAGUUCACCUAAUGUGAGACCAACUCAUAAACUGAAAUGCGAUCACAUUGUAUAUAAAUAGCACUGGGUCCUGCUGGGUUAACUGUGUUUUCAUUUCACAUUAAAAGUGAAAUAUUCUGAAUGUUUGCUAUCGGGACUGGAAGGACCAUUAAAACAUUAACAUGUAUAAAAGAAGUCUAUUUAUCAUCAGACCUGCUUGUUUCUCAUUGGUGUGUUUGAAUUACCUCUCCUGAAUAAAGUUGCAUGUGCGAAUUGACUGAAACAUAUUUAGUACAUCAGCGACUAAUGAACUGGAGUCUUUUGGAAAGGUGGAAAAUCUGUCCCAUACUCUCCGGCUUAGGGUUUUAUUUUUUCAAACUGUAUCUAUAUUCUACUUUGUUGAGUCACACACCUUCAAACGCUGUUCACUCUCUGUUUCAUCUCUUUAAAGAGAAACUUUGUCAGUAAUUCUCCCGGUUAGAUGUAGCAGAUCUAAAAUGUUUUUGUUCUAGAGCGGAGCGCAUAGUCAUUUCAUGCUCAAUUGACUGUGUGUUGAAUUAAUGUAAAUUAUACUUUUACACAAUUAAACACAAAAUUUGAUGAGGAAAUAUUUUUCCCUAAUUCGGACAGCUCUACACAGAGCAUUUUGGAUAGAAAAUGUUAGUACGCUAAAUCAGAAAAUUGUUAAAUGCAUAAACACCACAUUGCAAAAAAUAUUCAUUUAUCUGCAUAUAACCUUGAGUGACACUCUGCAGCUAUUACAGCUUCAACUCUCUCCUCACACCCUCACACAGGAGUUUAGUAGUGCGUUUAUGUGGAUGUUUGACCAUUCUUAAAGAAGUGUAUUUGUGCGGUCAGACACUGAUGUCGGAUGUGAAUGAUAAAGCUUGUUAUUCAGUUAGUGACUUCAUUCAUAAUGCUUCUCACAAACAUUUGCUCACUUCUCAUAUUUUAAAGUUUUUAGGGUUCGGGGGUUUAAUUGCUUUUCUCUCUUGGCUGUGAUCAUAGAAAAAAGAGAAUUCAUUAUGCGCACAUACACCCGCCUUUGCUCGCACAUAUAUCAUGUCACACUUUAAAGAAGGUGCAGCCUCUGGGCUUCUGCCCUGCAGCCCACCUGCCAUGCCUUGUCAUCCGUAAGCCGUAGUGAGCUGUGAGCAGAUCAACACGACUCAUGGCAGCUCAUGUUACCGGUGACUUUCCCAAAGACACUGCAGCGAGCUAAAUGUCUCGCUGCCGCCACAAGCUCAUUUGCAUCAGGGUAAAAAAAACUGUUUUCCUGUAGGGAAAGAGGGAAGUGCUAAUGACAUGAGUUUGGAAUCAUAGCUAGAGUUUUUGUUUUAAUUUGUUGCACGCAAAACGAUGCUGUAUUUGUGAUUUCGUUUCCAACGAAAUUGUCCUCAUGUAGUAUGAUAUCUGCACACCGCGAAAUCUUCACACCUGAAUAUGAAGAGUGGAUUGUUUGUUGCACAACAUUGUUCUACUUGUUUCACAAGUUCUCUUCAGUGGUGGGACGUGUGAUGACAGAUGGACUCUUCAUCCUCUCUAUGGAAUAAAAGUUAAAGAACUUUUUACAUUAGUUUAGAAAACCAUGGAUGCACUGUUAGCACAUCAUCUCCUAUUAAACUGUUUUCUUUAUUCUUGUUUCAUUCUAAGCAUGCUAUGCUAAACCUUAUGCACUUGAAGGUUCAUUAGAAGAGUGCUGCAAAAUAAGGGAAAUAAAUAGAAAGUGUUUUGGGGAGAGGUGGGCAAUAACUAAGUUGGUAAUACUAAAGAUAAAAAAAGAAAAACUGUUGAGCGGAGUCCCGGUUUGUGACGUUGUAAAACAAGUGACAACUCUCUCACAGAGGGUUCUGGAAAAUUAAAAGGAGCCCAGAAAGAAAAUACAUUGAAGCAGGAAAUCAGGAGCAGCAGAAAACAUGAGAGCAUGGUUGGUAAAGGACAAGUCUGUGAGACAGGAGGAAAACAGGCUUUGAAAACUUUAUCAAGUUCUUUAUAUACCAGCUGGACACAAACGCAGAAAACCAAACAAGCUGUAUAAACACCUCGACUGCAGCUGGUCUGCGUCCAGCUGAACUAAUCCAAAAUCAUAUUUGCAAGAGCUUGCAGCAGUUUUUUUUCCAAACUUUUCAAAUUCCAACUCUCAAAUAUGAGUGACAUCAGUCAAUCCAGCUCUUCAGUGAGGCUCGUGUCCCCUGCUGCUGCUCACUGUGUGGAACAGAUCUGGGUGUGUUUGAACCCCGCAGGCUAGAGCCCAAGUAGGGGCCCUAUCAACAAAUCCUUUUAGGUGAAUAUAAAAAAAAAAAAGAUAGUUAUGUGGAACACAUCAACUUUAAGGUCCUAAGUCUCAAAAUGUUAACUUAACCAGGACUGAAUGAUGUCAGGAAACCUCCAGUGGAAAACUCCACUGAAUCUUGCAAUGACAUCAUCAAUGUCUUGUUAGCAUUUUCCAGGCUUUAGAAAGCAUCCAAAAUGGACGCAUGCCUUUGGGUUUGCCUGUAAACAGUGAGCCGAAACACAGACGACAUCAUGUCUUUAGAAGUUUUAUUCACAGCAUUUAAGUUAUAUUGAGGCACACAAGUGGAUGUCGACUCCUCAAGCACAAGGCUUCUUGUGUAGCAUCAUGGAAAAAGCAAAAGGUAUCAGCAAAGAUAUCAGGGAAAGAGUUGCAGACCUCAUAAAGUCUCAUUCAUCUGUCAUCAUCAUCAUCAUCAUCAUCAUUCUUCUCAAACAUUUGCUUAUUUCUCAUGUUUUAGAGAGAAGAAAAGGGUUUAAUUAAUGUUUUUUUUUUCUGGGUUGUGAUUGUGGGGAAAAAAGAUCAGUUCUACCUUUUCUCUCGCAUGUGUCACAAUUUAAAUAAGCCGGAGCCUCUGGGCUUCUUCCCUGCAGCCAACCUGUCAUGCAUUGUCAUCAAUAAGCCUUAGUGACACGAGUCAUAGCAGCUCAUCUUGCCUCUGACUUUCACAAGUUAGAAAGAAGCAAACAGGCUGUGAAAACUUUAUCUACAGAAACUAAAAGUACAUUUACUCCAGCUCUGUUUAAAGUCUCCUUUAAUCGACCAUUAGCUUAUUUGUUAAACUCUGCAGAGUCAAAUUCUGAUAUGAACCAAAAAAAGACAAAUCCGGUCUGCCUAAAAGCCUGGUGCACGGUUUGAAUGCAUAUAUGAGUGCAAGCGAACCGGUGAUCUCUCCAAAAGCAGGAAACAAACUAUAGCGCAGGGCAUUCUGGGUAAGUACAACCAAAACCAACGGGCGAGUCUAACUGUAGAGGGAAAAUGGCUCAGAUGGUUCCAUGUUGUUUCUUUCAGUGGUUCUUGGUGUUGCACCACCACAGGCCAGACGAGGAACACAUUUUUCAAAGGGCUUGGUUCAUUUGACACAGUGCAGUGUGAAAGCGAAACACACCAACUGAAAAUGUAGCAAAUGUUGUCAUGUUGCAGCUCGCUUUACACUUUCUGCAGUGAUGGAUGUAUAAUCCACAAUUUUCAGUUUUUUUAUAAAAAAUUCUGAAGAUCGAGAAAUCUCUAUGAUAUUUUAUUUUUUUAGAUAUAGUUUUUCUUUGAUUAUAUCCCUAUGUUCAACCAAUUUCCUCUGUCAUUUAUCCUCCACAACCUCUUUUUUUACCACCAAGUUAUCAGACAUUUUCUAAAUUCAGAAUGAAGGAGAAUGUAUUCAUCAGCUCUUAGUGAGCAGAAAUCAUAAAAUUACAGAUGUAAUAUGGUCAAGACCAAAUGCUAAUUCUCUUCUCAUUUAUAAACACUGAUUAUAUGGAUGUAGAAUCACCCAUUCAUUGAACCGAGACAGAAUAAAACAGUGGAUGUUUUAUGUCUGGACGUAAAUCAACACACGCCAAAUGCAUCGCCCAAAAAUAUUACAUAAAAGUCUGUUGUACAAAUUCUCAUAGACUGACAGCCAUCUCAGUAUUAGUCUGUUCCCUUUUCAUUUCCUCCUGCUGGAUAAGAGACACUACUAGAUUUAUUGCAAAUAAUUCCUCUUGGGUAAGGAGCCUGUGGGCUUUAGCAGACAAGAUGUUGAUGUUAUCACUGCCAGCAACAGUGUGUGCUCUCUGCUGCUCACUUUGAGUUUGAUAUACGAGGAGGAAAUCCCUUCAAAGUCUCUGUAGAUUUAGUUAUUUUUGGAAUAUGCAACUAAUGCUCUUACUGCUUUUAAAGUAAUGUUAUUGAGGUACACCACCACAUAAUGGGCAUGACCAACGGUGCAGAGGGUCAUUUAAAUCCAGACGCAUCCAAUCUGGUUUUAGCAAAAAUUCUUACAAUAUGAUUGAGUAAUUUUUAAUUUGAGUGCUGCAAAUUAAACUAAAUAAAUUAAACUAACUAAAAAUUCAUUGAGAAUGUAUGAAUGCCGAGGAUGUAAAUCCCAAAGGUAAAAGGCGUCCAUCUCAUUCAUAUUGAAUGUAGUGUGUACUCAUACCGCAUUCCCACUGAUGCUUCUCCUGCAAGUGUCUGUCAUAAAUAUUUUCCCAAUAUGUCAACUUCCAUAAAAUCUGUUGUCGCUGCCAUUUUGAAUCAUGAAGUUCGAACAUGCUCGGCCUCCGAGUUUGACUUGCAGCCUGUCACCGGAUUGCAGAUUUCACCCAUCAUUUUCUGACGCUCCAAAAGUUGGUCAGUGGUUCGCUUAGAGGCGAUGCAUCACUUGAGGUCUGCCCGGGCGCCGGGGG
Molecule: messenger RNA, 8693 nt
Organism: Gambusia affinis (western mosquitofish)
Lineage: Eukaryota; Metazoa; Chordata; Actinopteri; Cyprinodontiformes; Poeciliidae
Product: endonuclease V-like
Exons: 9
Coding region: 83-850 (255 amino acids)
Biological process (GO): DNA repair
Cellular component (GO): cytoplasm; nucleolus
Molecular function (GO): single-stranded RNA binding; RNA endonuclease activity producing 5'-phosphomonoesters, hydrolytic mechanism
Source: RefSeq, a predicted model, not a curated record